AUGUCGGAGUUGUUUGAAUUGUCACCAUCUGACCUACAAUCAAUCUUGGUUUUCACCUCUUCUUUAGCUCGCUCUGCUGGAGAGCUGAUACUUGAAGGAUCCCAAGCCAUCCGAUCCACAGGGAAUGUAGACGAGAAGAAGAAUUCUGUCGACUUGGUGACGGAGUACGAUGUCAAGGUUGAGGAGUUGGUGAAGAAGGAACUGGGUGGAAAAUAUCCUACUUUCAAGUUCAUCGGAGAAGAAUCGUACGCUGCUGGCUCGAGACCUCCUUUGACAGACGAGCCUACAUUCUGUGUCGAUCCUAUCGAUGGCACAACGAACUUUGUCCACGGUUUUCCUCAUGCGUGCAUAUCCCUCGGCCUCAUAUACAGCAUGAAGCCAGUGCUCGGUGUCAUUUAUAACCCAUUCUUGGAUCAACUCUAUACGGGAGUGAAAGGGCAGGGGGCAUAUCUUACGCAAGGUACUCGUGGGCCUGUGAAGCUGCCUCUGGCCGUCCCACGCCCGCUGCCAUCGCUCUCUCAGGCACUCAUUGGUAUUGAAUGGGGGUCCGAUCGAUCACAUAGUGCCAUUGAGUCCAAGGGAGAUUCUUUCAAAAGACUCGCUGGAAACCCGAAAGAAGGGGUGACGGGAGGACGAAUGGCGCAUUCCCUGCGCUCUUUGGGUAGUGCAGCGCUGAAUUUUGCUAUGGUCGCCCAAGGUGGUAUGGAUGUCUAUUGGGAAAUUGGUUGCUGGCCGUGGGACAUAUGCGCAGGAUCAAUCAUCGCCCAAGAGGCCGGGUGUUUUGUGGCGGGAUCGCACUCUGCACCCUUAGACAAUCUGGUAACCGAGGAGGUGCUUGCCGGAAGGAAACAUCUUGUAAUCCGCGCUAUUGGAGAUACGCCAACCGAGAAGGGUAUUGACGCUCAGAAGCGGCUAAUCAAAGAGUUCUACGAGACAGUUGAGAAUAUUGACCCGGCGUGA
This is a messenger RNA of Fibroporia radiculosa, 960 nucleotides long. RefSeq lists its product as uncharacterized. NCBI's taxonomy places the organism in Eukaryota, Fungi, Basidiomycota, Agaricomycetes, Polyporales, Fibroporiaceae. Gene Ontology annotation, biological process: inositol metabolic process; signal transduction. The transcript is spliced from 7 exons. Gene Ontology annotation, molecular function: inositol monophosphate 1-phosphatase activity. The record is from RefSeq and is a predicted model, not a curated record. The coding region runs from base 1 to 960 and encodes 319 amino acids.